Messenger RNA from Neospora caninum, 2409 nucleotides. RefSeq lists its product as hypothetical. Lineage: Eukaryota; Apicomplexa; Conoidasida; Eucoccidiorida; Sarcocystidae. Bases 1 to 2409 code for a protein of 802 amino acids. Gene Ontology annotation, biological process: nucleoside transmembrane transport. The transcript has 5 exons. Gene Ontology annotation, cellular component: plasma membrane. Gene Ontology annotation, molecular function: nucleoside transmembrane transporter activity. The record is from RefSeq and is a predicted model, not a curated record.
AUGGACAACAGCAACAGAGAUGAGACAGCCAUGGAUGCCGUCGUGGCUGUCGGGGCAGGGGAAGAGCAUAUCGGUGGGAGGCUGAAUGUACGGGAUGACGACGACCGCAAGCGGCGUGAGGCGAUGCUCAUGAGGAGGCUCUUUCUUUUACUUGGAAUAUGCACGACUAUGCCAUGGAAUAGCUUGCUGACGAGCUUACCGAUUUUCACCCUUACGUAUUUCCCAAUGUACAAAUGGGGGACAUGGAGCGCUCAGAUCAACUCAGCAGCCCUCCUGCUGAUCCAGCCUUUACUUGGGUGGGUGAUGCCACGUAUUUCUCUGGCUUCCUGUUACCUGUCUUCGCUCGGAGCUCUGCUGGUGGCAACAGUCCUCGUGCCAUUAUUCGGCUAUUUGUUCCAGGCGACGUUUCUUGGAUUCGCUAUAUGCCUAUCCGCUCUCUUCGUUCUUGCCGCAGCAGGUGCAUUUCUGCAGGCUACAGCUUUCAUUCUGGCGGCCUCUGUGACUGACGAGAGGUACCUCUAUCAGUUUUUUGUGGGUCAGGCGGCGGCGGGAGUCCUGGCGGCUAUUUGUGGUUUUACGCCGUAUCUGAUCCGCGAGAUUCUUCAACAUGGAAGAUGGCAUGUCACACCCUUAACACAUAUCCCUGUAGAUGCACCACUUAGUCAAGAUGCCGGCUCUGCUGCACAGGCGAGUCCAGAACUCCCUCGUGACAGUGUGUUACCGGACGGCUCGAGAACCCACGAUACUGAAUAUUUGUGGUCUCUGUACAGCUCAAGUCUCGCUUUCACUGUCUGUACAUGUCUGACUAUCAUCUGCAUCAUUUCCUACCGGGCUCUUGGCAAAUCGAGACUGUUUUCGGCCCUUCUCGCUCUCCCGGCCUCUUCCCAGGAUACUGAGGAGGUUGUUCCUUUAGUGUCCGACGCCAGUUUGAACGGCCAAGCAGAAUCUACCGGGGUCCAAAUGUCACAGGCACGCCAGCAGGGGGCGGAUACAGCAAACGAGGCCGGGUUACACGGUCAUGAAAGCGAAUUGAGGAGGCGAAGUGUCCCAGCCGGCGAGGGAUCUGGCGAAGCUACCUCCACCUAUAGUGCACCUCCGGACAAAGCCACGUGGAUGGAUGAAAGAGUGCGGAUCGAGCAAACGAACCUUUUCCUUACUCUCUUUGUCACCGGCCUUGUCUUUCCAGCAUGCACGGCCGAAUGGCGUCCACAAGGUCCCGUUAGUGUAUCGACGGCGGGGAAUGCCUCCAACGCCACAGUGUGGGCCCUCGUUGUGUCGGGCUUCACUGCACAACAACUUCAACUUUUUCUGGCUACGUGCUUUCAAGCUGGAGACCUGGUCAGUCGUCUUUUCACGAGGUGGUUCAAGUGUCUUAUGCUGUCUCCUGAAACGGCGACGGGCGAACAGCUACGUGCGGAGGCAGAAGAGGCCGCCUGCGAAGCUGCAGGCCCGCACCCGUUGCCUUCCUGGAUAAAGAGAGAAGAGGAAACUGACGAGGAGGAAAGGAGAACAGAAGGGAGCGAGAGCACCAGAGAGCAGACGCAGAGUGGACGAGACACGGAAAGCGAGCGGGAGGAGCUGCGAACGGGAUCCGCGCACUCGCCUCUCACGGUGCCCGUGGUUAUGCGCGUCAUGUUCGUGCCCCUAUUCAUCAUUUCCCAGCUCGCCACACUUCCAUCCGCAACUCCCCCGCUACCUCCAACGACGGCCUUUGAUCUGAAGGCUUCCUCCGGCAACCCCACGUUUCCUGUCUCUCCUUCCCGUGCUCCGCGGCCCGACCUUUUUUCUUCCUCUCCUAAAUCUCCUUCUUCGUUUUUGUCCCUUGCGGCGUCUCUGACGGACGGCGUUGCAUCUCCUCUUGCGUCGGAUACCGCCUGGGGCUUCAUUCUUCAGCUUCUCUCCCACGAUGUUUGUCGUUUGUUUCUGAUGCUAGCUCUGGCAAUUAGCAACGGCCUGUACGCAACUGUAGCGGUCCUCAACGCGAACGCUGCUGCAGCUAUCGCCGCCCGCCAACUGACGAACCCAGGAGGAAGCGAGGUUCAGGCAGGCAGAGGCGAGAAUGUAGACAGAAGGGAAGACAACGGCGAACAGCAAAAGACGGGCAGAAGAGAGGGACAGGACGAAGACUCUGGAGACCUCGGGGGCGGAAGUCCUUCCAGUAGAGAGUCUCUGCUUCGAGAAGAAGACCGAGUGACUCCGCGGCCUCACUCCGCAGCUUCUUUCCCCGGGGACAGCAGGGAGGGACAGGGUGGAUUGCCUCUGAGGCGAAGAAGAAGCGCACUGGAGAGAUCAAGUCGAAGGAAGAGACAAGAGGUAGCUUUUGGCACCAAUUUCGGAGUGGUUGCGGGGGUGUGUGCAGGCAGUUGGUGCGGCGCCGCUCUCCAGUUUUUCGUGCCGCGCAGUUGGUAG